Molecule: messenger RNA, 510 nt
Organism: Meloidogyne enterolobii
Lineage: Eukaryota; Metazoa; Nematoda; Chromadorea; Rhabditida; Meloidogynidae
Source: the annotation of a GenBank genome assembly
AUGGAAAGAGAAAGGGAAAGGGAAAGGACGCGAUUUUUCAAAAAAUAUUUCUUACAUAAAUCUCUAGCUUUUCACAUCAAUAGUGCUUUUUUUAUCUCACUUAUACGGGCUUUCUUAAUUUAUAUUAUUUGGGCAUUUUAUAAUCUGGCUUUCUUAAUUUUUCUUGUUAUCUGGGCUUUCUAUAAUUUAUUUUCAUGAUCUGGGCUUAUAUAAUUUAUUUUCCGAAUAUUAGGGCCUCCAUUAACUUUCUUUAAUGGGAUUUACUUAUAUUUAAAUCUAUUUCAUUAAAUUAUUAGCCCUUUCUUUAAUUAGCCCAUUUAAUUUAGCCCAAUUAUUUUUUAGCCCUUAAUUUAUUUAUCUAGCCCUUAAUUUAUAUAGCGCUUUUAUUUUAUGCCCUUUAUUUUAUUUGCCCUUAUUUUUUAAAUUAAGCCCAUUAUUUAUUUUAACCUCCGGAGGACAUUCUUACUUGCCGAAGCAACCGCGCGGGGAGUUAGCCUAUCGCAUUCCACC